Molecule: messenger RNA, 936 nt
Organism: Epinephelus moara (kelp grouper)
Lineage: Eukaryota; Metazoa; Chordata; Actinopteri; Perciformes; Serranidae
Exons: 6
Coding region: 1-936 (311 amino acids)
Source: RefSeq, a predicted model, not a curated record
AUGACUCCAGCUGUGGUCUUUGUCUUGUUGGUGGUUCUAGGACAGACAAGUGGCCAUUCUGACCAAAACAUUGUGAUUCCUGGAAGACCAGAAUAUCUGACACUGUGUGAGGUGGAGGUCAAUGGUCAGCCUUCAGGAAACACUCCAAAUGAUCAAAAUAUUGCUAGAGGUGGAAGAGUGACUCAGUCCUCCUUGGGGUGGCAUGGUCUUCCUGAAAGGGCCAUUGAUGGAAGCCGUGCAAGCAUCUAUGGACAAGGAUCCUGUACCCACACAAGUAGACAAAGAAAGCCAUGGUGGAGACUGGACCUCCUGAAGACGUAUAAGAUUAACACGGUCACCAUCACCAACAGAAAAGAUUGUUGCCACAAAAGAAUCAAUGGUGCCGAGAUCCGCAUCGGAAACUCCCUGAGUGACAAUGGCAAUGCUAAUCCCAGGUGUGCUGUUAUCCAUUCUAUUCCAGCUGGGACCUCCAAAACGUUUGUGUGUAAUGGAAUGGAGGGCCAGUAUGUAAACAUUGUGAUUCCUGGAAGACCAGAAUAUCUGACGCUGUGUGAGGUGGAGGUCAAUGGUCAGCCUUCAGGAAACACUCCAAAUGGUGCUAAUAUUGCUAAAGGUGGAAAAGCAACUCAGUCCUCCGUGGGGUGGAAUGGCCCCCCUGAAAAUGCAAUUGAUGGAAAUCGGGCAAGCAUCUAUGGACAAGGAUCCUGUACCCACACACAAGGACAGAUAAAACCAUGGUGGAGACUGGACCUCCUGAAGAAGUAUAAAAUCGACACUGUCACCAUCACCAACAGAAAAAAUUGUUGCCACAAUAGGCUCAAUGGUGCUGAGACCCGCAUUGGAAAGUCCCUCAAUGACAAUGUUCCACCCAUGGGAGAUGCAGUGAAGGAGGCGAGGAAGAGAUGCGAGGACAGAGGAGCUGAAGCUGCCAAAUGA